Solanum stenotomum is the source of this 278-nucleotide messenger RNA. RefSeq lists its product as uncharacterized. Lineage: Eukaryota; Viridiplantae; Streptophyta; Magnoliopsida; Solanales; Solanaceae. The record is from RefSeq and is a predicted model, not a curated record. Gene Ontology annotation, molecular function: RNA binding. The annotation marks the transcript as partial. Gene Ontology annotation, biological process: mRNA splicing, via spliceosome. Gene Ontology annotation, cellular component: catalytic step 2 spliceosome. The transcript has 2 exons.
UAAUUAUUUCAAUACAUGUUUCAUAAUCCGAAUCUUUUCAUAUUGUGUCUUACCCUUAAUCUUUCACUCUUGCAGCCUCAGCUGUUAGCAGCUGUCAAGUUUAUUGCUCACCUUGUAAACCAGCAAAUUGUUCACGAGCUUAUUGCUCUCGAACUACUUACCGUUUUGUUGGAGAAACCUACAGAUGAUAGUGUUGAAGUUGCAGUUGGUUUUGUUACAGAGUGUGGUUCAAUGCUUCAGGACCUCUGUCCACGAGGAUUGCAUGGAAUCUUUGAGCG